AAGAGUAAGGAAUAAACAAAUAUUUUUGCAUUUUUUCCUGCAGUUGGCUGAAGAUAGCUACUGAUUACUGAUUGGAUGCUAUAGGUUAAUGCCCAACUGCAAAUUCACCUGGUGUGGCUUCUACCUAGGGCUGCCAUCAAAGGCUGGGGGUGCAGCCAAAAACCCUGUCAGGAAAUAAGUGGGCCUGGACAGCCAUAAAAGGGCCGGCGCUUACAGCGAAAAUAGGGUUUGGAAUGAUUGAGUUGGGGCUGGGAAGUUGGAAGCAUGGUUAUUCGAAGAGGAAUCCAUCACUUGGAUUGGCUGUGUGUGCCAUUAGCCUAAGGCUUCAAUCCUCAAACACUGAUACUACAUUGUGGCAGUUUCACUCUAAGCUAAUGGUAGUUGAACUCCUUGAGUGUUCCCAGGAAAAGCUUUUACGUUCCUCUGAAUGCACUAAUAUAAGUUGCAAUGCAAUGUGCAAAGCCGCACCCAUUAAACUGCUAUUCCCAAUGGUACUUUCCUAUACUAUUUUGAAUAAGGUGCAAAGUACAUGGUGCACCAGAACCCUAUAAUUAAUACCUGCCUUGAGGAGGCAUUGCUAUGAAAGAGCUAAAGGUGAUUUUCUCAAAAUGAGAACAAAAGAUCUUAUUAGCUAUUUCUCUUUACAAAACAUACAUUAGUUAGGCACAAAUACAAACAAUAUACAAUAGCUAGUGUCCAUUUAAUGUUCCUGCCUCACAAUACACAUAAUUUAUCUUCUUACAAAUGACAAGAGGACAAUUUCAUUUCUCCUUUUAUACCAUAUUAGGUUGAAGCUACGGUAGCUUAAAGUCCAGUGUUUCCUGUUGUGUAUGUGACACUGCUUAUAACAACACGAGCACACAGGAAGACUAAAGCACACAGGAAAAUGGCUGGUUUAAAGACCUCUACAGUCUUUCUCUUUACUGCAGCUGCUUUUUUUCUGGUUAUUUGGCAAUGUGAGUGCACAGAGAUUAUUGGUGGGAGAGAAGCUGUUCCGCAUUCAAGACCAUACAUGGUUGCUCUGUACUUAAGAGAAAAAAAAUUUAAAACCAUAUGUGGUGGAGUUUUGAUAAAACCCAGCUGGGUAUUAACUGCAGCUCACUGUAAUAUCACAGAGAAAACUAAGAUCAUUAUUGGUGCCCAUUCACUUACUGCCAAGGAAAGCCAGAAGCAGAUAAUACCUAUCAUCAAAAAAUUCCAGCACGAGGACUUCAGGAUAGAGACAUUUGAUUACGAUGUUCAGCUUUUACAGUUGUCUAAAGCCGCAGUGCUCGGAAGCGAUGUCAGUGUUUUACCAUUAUCAGUGAAGCGUAAGAAGCUGCAGCCCGGAACUGUGUGUGAAACAGCGGGAUGGGGAACGACCACUAACCACCGCAACAUAAUUUCAGAUAAACUAAUGGAAGUCAAUGUAACAAUAGUGGAUACAAAAACAUGCGCUAAGAGAUGGAAACCUCUUAUCAAUAUAACCAGGAAUAUGAUCUGUACCAGUGAGAAUGUAGAAGUGAAGGGGACUUGUGGCGGAGACUCCGGAGGGCCUUUGAUUUGCAAUGGAUCUUUAAGGGGACUCACAUCUUUUGGCAUGCCAGAGUGUGCUCUUCCUGGGGACGCAAGUGUCUACGCAAAACUCAACAGGAACAUCAUCCGCUGGAUUAAUAAAAUAAUUAGUGGCGUGCAUAAGAUAUUUUAAUAUGAUUUUAUCUUUUAAGCCUAUAGUUAAAUGGAGGUUCUGUGUGUUCCAGAAAACUCCCAGCUCAUCAUGCAAAUCAAUAAACAUGUGACUAUUAAUCUUUGGGAAUAGGCCCUCACAGAUUUAAGGGGAGAUUUAUUAAGACACGAAUGCCCCGAGCAUAUUUUCGCUGAUUUUUUCGCGUUUGCACGACUUUUUCGUACGCAAAAGAUGUCACCACAUCAAAACCUUUCACACACAAAAUCAAUAAUGGCAUUAGAGUGUGAUUCGCUGUAGUCUGUAGUAGCAGCAAUUAUCACAAGCCACAGGUGGAACCCUAGAAUUAUCAGCAUGCCUGAGUGACUGUUAUUCCAGGGUUCCCUAGCAUCAAUAGACACUUGCACACUGUUCAUUGGAGAGAGCUCUUCUGUGGCUAUUUCCUAUCACAAUGAAGGUGGCUAUACAUGGGCAGAUUUGAGCUGCUGAUUCAGGUCCUUUAGGCAGAUUCAGCAGCUUAUCUGCCUCUGUAUGGAGCCUUCCAACAGGCCUCCAUGACCGAUAUCUGGGCAAAAAUUGUCCAUAUGUAGAUUGAAUAGGCUUGAUCUUUCUGUUGGAUUGAAGACCACAACGCCUCACUGAUGUGGCCCUCACUCUGACUUUUUGUAUCCCCCUCAUUGUAAUGUGACCGUUUGGCCUUAGGGCCAAAUAAUCACAAUAGCACGAUAUCGCCCACCCAAGGUGGGUAUAUUAGGGGAAAGAUUCACUUGGUGUUGGCGACCUUUCCAAAUGAGCGAAUCUUAUAGGUGGUUAUAGGUAUAGCCACCUUUACACUGAUUGCCACUUCUGUAGUUGCAUUAAUUCUGCUAUUUAAUCCCAACAAUUAAGUUUGCUAAUUAACUAAAUAAAUUUUAAUGACCAAAUGGCCUUUGUUGUUUCUUGGUAUAACUUUAUAAAUCUUUCUCUUUCUUCUGCAUUUCUCUGUCUAGCGGAGUAAUAUAUUUUACUUAGUAACAGCCAAUCUCAUCCAACAAAAAUGUUAUUGGUUGAAGCUAUAUUGUGAAAAAUGAGUGAGAUGUUGUAGUUGCUGCUGAAAUCAUUUAAGAUCAAGGCAUUGUAAAGAGCACUGAAUAUCACGCGCUCAAUCCAAGAUUAGGAAAAAAUAAUUACUAAGGGGCCUAUUCAUUAAAGUCCGAAUUACGAGUACGAUUUGCGAAAAUUCGCA
Xenopus tropicalis (tropical clawed frog) is the source of this 2888-nucleotide messenger RNA. RefSeq names its product granzyme AK (gene gzmak). The transcript is spliced from 5 exons. Gene Ontology annotation, molecular function: hydrolase activity; peptidase activity; serine-type endopeptidase activity. The coding region runs from base 887 to 1687 and encodes 266 amino acids. The record is from RefSeq and is a predicted model, not a curated record. Lineage: Eukaryota; Metazoa; Chordata; Amphibia; Anura; Pipidae. Gene Ontology annotation, biological process: proteolysis.